Oryzias melastigma (Indian medaka) is the source of this 1247-nucleotide messenger RNA. Its product is annotated as arrestin domain-containing protein 3. The record is from RefSeq and is a predicted model, not a curated record. Lineage: Eukaryota; Metazoa; Chordata; Actinopteri; Beloniformes; Adrianichthyidae. Gene Ontology annotation, biological process: protein transport. The coding region runs from base 176 to 1132 and encodes 318 amino acids. Gene Ontology annotation, cellular component: cytoplasm; plasma membrane. The transcript has 6 exons.
UAUCAAAACGAAACUCCACACUUUACCUAAUGUGACGGUUUGAAGAAGGGUGUGUCCUCCCCUCGAGGAGCGCGCGCAUGCGCAUUGACUAACUCCUUUGUUGUUCUGUUAAGUAGUUUUACUAUUCCAUUCUUCUAAAAGUUAUCAACGCGUGUUUUGACCGUACAAACUUACCAUGCUUAAACACUCUAUUCAGAACUUUGGCAUUUGUUUUGACAAACCAGUGGUCGACGGGAAAAGCACGUUUUCGAAAGGCGACAUGGUGACGGGACACAUCUCCUUCGACCUCAGCAAGGACACCAGCAUCACGUCUAUCAGGAUGAAGCUGAAAGGAGGCGCUAACGUCUCCUGGUCCCGCGGGUCGAAAAACAACCGGCGAACCUUCGCAGCCAGAGUGGACUUCUUCACUUUAGAGGGCGCCAUCCUGCAGGAGACGCGUGAGACCAUCAGCAGCGGACAAAACAAACUUCCGGCUGGAACGCAUGUUUUCCCGUUUUCCUGUCAGCUUCCUCUAGGAGAUUUCCCAUCAUCCUUUCGCGGCGUUCACGGGGAAAUCAAAUACACGCUGACAGUGACCAUCCACAGACCCUGGCAUUUGAGCAAGGAAUUUGUGACUGUGCUGAACUUUGUGAACCACAUUGACAACAGCAAGCCAGACCUGUGGGCUCCCCUUUCAGGCUCAAACAGCAAAAUGCUGUGCUGUCUGUGCUGUGCUUCAGGUCCAGUCACGAUGACCGUCAUGGUAGAAAAAGCAAUCUUCAGUCCAGGAGAAACUGCCAAAAUCUUCUGUGAGUUCAGCAAUGCUUCAUCCAAGGCGGCUUCUCCAUGGGUGAAGCUGCUACAGAGGCAGACUGUCUAUACCCUCGACCAGGUCAGUUCUAGCCAGGCAUGCGAGCGGCUGGCACUAGUGGCUGGAGAACAUGUCAUGCCAAACACGUCCGAUGUGCACACGGAGAUCAAGCUCCAUAUUCCCUCAUCAGCAUCCUGCACCAUCUCAAACAUCAGCAUCCUCAAAGUCGAAUACAUAAUAGAGGUGAGCCUCUGUAUUUUAGGAUCCCAUGAGCUGACGGUGCUGUUUCCCAUCAUACUGUGUGAUAAAUCCACAUAUAAUCCUCCCCCUUUCUUAUCGUGAGUUCAUUUACCAACUGUGGACAUAUUGGAAUACAAUAGAGUAUAAAUCUUUACAAAAUAACAACCGAAAGUGUACUUUAAACUUAAAUAUUCUGUAUAAACGUUUUGAAAUGUGA